CAACACUUGAUCCGUCGAGGACAUUUCAUCCGUAAGGGCAUCCAAUCAGCUACAGACAAGUACGAUCCUAAAAGUGAACCGUCUGAAGAUCUCCACGAACCAAGACCAGAAAAAACCUGGUCUUGCGUAAGAGUUAUCAGGAUCUGCCCACGAGAGAGAGAGAGAGAGAGAGAUAGGGAGAGAAUAAGACAUCUUACGCAAUACACCUCUCUCUCUGUGUGAGUGAGGGUUGAUCUUUUGAUCUCGAUCCCCAUGGCAUUGUCUUCUUAAUCUGCACUCCCGAGAUUCUCACCUCAUAACAUCUCCAGACACCCAUCACCACCAUACAGACAACUACACUCGACACGUUUAUCUAGGUUCACUCCUUCACAACAGACCCCACCGAAAAAUGGUCCGAGUCGAAUUAGGCGGCAAACCAAUCAUCGACAUCGACACGGUGCCCGGCGACUCCGGUCGACUCAAGGAACAUGUCCGUCGACGGAUCAGGGGCGGCGGAAGCCGAGCCGUCCACCUCAGUUGGAACACGACGGUGCCUCGGAUCGUCUUGACCAGCGACACGGACGACUUCGACCCGACCGUCAUCUCACACUUCCAACAGGAAGGGUUCCAGCUGAGUUACCUCGCCUACGACGGGAACAAGGCCAACUACACGGCUGCACUGCAGCAUCUGCAGGAUCCCCUCGAACUGGGCGAGAAAUAUGCCAUCGUAGCAUACGGCGACGCGGCAGCUCACGUCCUCGAAGCUUGCAUGAAACCCAUGCCCAAACUGGUGGCCGUCGUCGCAUACUACCCCCCCUACAUGCCACGGUCGACGACCAACUUCCCGCCGACGCUCGGCGUGCUGGUCCACCUGGCCGGUUCACAAAAGUUCGGCACCCGUCACCCGUCGUACCGCUACCCCAACACUCGCCCCGGGUUCGCCGAGCACGACCUCGACGAGUUCGACCGGGUCGCCGCCUCGCUCUCGUGGACGCGCACGCUGGGGCUGCUCCGCGAGGCCUUUGACAUGGGCGGGCCCGACCUCGAGGCGCUCUGGGACCACCACACGCGGCUCGAGUUCGCGGACCGGGACACGGAUAAGACCGUGGCCACCAUGGUGGCUCAACCCCAGCGGCCGCACGUGAACCACGUCCCCACCAUGACGGGAGGGGUCGGGCACGAAGAACUCCACCGCUUCUACGAAGAAUUCUUCAUGGACAACAACCCGUCCGACCUGUCGAUGAGGUUGCUCAGUCGGACCGUGGGAGUCGACCGGGUCGUGGACGAGAUGUUUGUCAGGUUCACGCACACGACCGAGAUACCGUGGAUAUUGCCCGGCGUCCCGCCCACGGAGAAAAAGGUAGAGGUCGUGCUGGUGAGCGUGGUGUGCAUGAGGGGCGGCAAGUUGGUCCACGAACACGUCCACUGGGACCAGGCCUCGGUGUUGGUGCAGGUGGGCCUGAUCGAUCCGAAGCUCAUCCCCGACACGUUCAAGACGGCCGAAAAGGGGAGGGAACAGGAAGUCGAGAGGUUGCCGGUCUGUGGGAGAGAGGCGGCGAGGAAGGUGUUGAACGAAGACAGUUCGAAAAGCAACCAAUUGAUUCCUGAUUGGUAGUAAUAAAGCAGUGACGAGGACGAGGCUUGCCAUUAUCGACAUGUGGGCUCUAAGCCUUGGUAAU
This is a messenger RNA of Exophiala oligosperma, 1658 nucleotides long. RefSeq lists its product as uncharacterized. The record is from RefSeq and is a predicted model, not a curated record. Bases 389 to 1594 code for a protein of 401 amino acids. The transcript is spliced from 2 exons. Gene Ontology annotation, biological process: polyketide metabolic process. NCBI's taxonomy places the organism in Eukaryota, Fungi, Ascomycota, Eurotiomycetes, Chaetothyriales, Herpotrichiellaceae.